CUCGCUAAGACAUGUUAUCGUAAAUAUUUCCUCUUAAUUGUGGGGAAUAAUGAUUUCCAGUGCAAGCGUGUCUCAUUUAGCAACAGCAUCUCCGAUGGAUCGCCCGUUCGUUUAUCUGCUUCGAUCAACCACGGAAACGAGUCCCAUGUUGUCCAUGAUCCAGCGUUUAUUUGGGUGGAGGAAGUGACGACAAAUGACUUCAAAGCUUCCCUCGUAAAAGGGGGCCGAGGCAUCGAGAGCAACUCCACUACCAUCGAUUGGUUUGCGUUUCAGGGUUCCCAGUCAGGAGUACAUCAAGGAGAGACUAGUUUUAGCAUAUUUACCACUGGUUCAAAAUGCAAGCAGGUUGCAUUUCCUCGAGCCUUUUCCUCGCUUGCUAAAGUUCACGUUACUGUGAAGCAUGGUACUCCAAACCAAAUGCAGGACGCCAUGAAUGUUUGGAUCGAGCACGUUUCAACAACUCAGUUUGAAGUUUGUUUGCAAGAAUGGAGGAAAUUUGACGGACCUCAUAGCAAUCUAUCUGUGACCUGGAUGGCGUACCAAGGUGACUAUCCAUCAUCAUGGCAAGUGAAAGUAUCGUCAGAGGUCAUGUUCUCUGAGAAUGAUGGACUAACUUUUGAAACUAAUUUUGCCGUGUGCAAGAAUGUGCGCUUUCCAAGUCCAUACUACUCCCCACCAUUAGUACUCGCUACUGCUUUCAAUUGUGACUCAAACAAUGCUGACCCAGUGUGUACACAGGAAACUCCUCUGAGUGUUUGGUUGGAGCAGGUGACGACCUUCCACUUUCGCGUAUGCAUAAUAGAUGACACUGGUUAUGGUGGCCCGCGACACAAUGUGACUGUAAAUUACUUGGUCAUCGGAGAUCUUCAUCCUUGCAUAGGUAUAGAAUGCGAGAAAUUUGCUCAUUGUGUGGCAAUAUCUCCAUACGAAUACACUUGCCAAUGUAACACAAGCAGCCCUUCUUUCAAAGAAAAGGUCUGUGCUUCUAAUAACAGAAAAAAUUCGCCUGUACCUUGUCAGGACAUGGAAUUUACUCAGAACUACACAAAACCGCCGAUAGUUCUGCUUGCUGCAAAGCAUUCCACCAGUGGACAAGACUCUGCCGCUGCAGAAUUUGAUGGAAUAGAAAGUUGGGUAGAGUUUAUUACCAACACAAGUUUUAGAAUGUGUUUCAAAGAACUUUUCAUUCAACGCUUUGAUCCUCUUACCGUAUCGUACGCAGUGUUGCCAGACAUAUGUCAGGAUGAUUGGACGUAUUACAAUGGAUAUUGCUAUAGAAAAGUCUCGUCUUGUGACUCGUGGGAAAGUAGUCAGGAGACAUGUGCUUCCCUGGACGCAAAUCUUCCCAGCAUACACAGCCAAGAAGAAAAUGUAUUUGUUCAAAGUCUACACGGUAGUAAUCAAUCGUGGCUGGGUCUGUCUGAUAAUUCCACCGAAGAUUCGUUCGUUUGGAGCGAUGAGACCCCUUUAGACUUCCAUUACUGGGCAGAAGGACAGCCAAACAAUUUGCACAACCAAGACUGUGUUCACACUCUUGGUUUCCUUAAUGAGUUUACUUGGAAUGACGUAAAUUGUACCGACUGCCACAGAUUCACUUGGAAGAAAGAUUACAAUGAGUGCCAAUAUUUCGCUGACUCCUGUCCAGCAGGUGCGACUUGCGUGAACAGCUAUGGUUCCUUUACUUGUGUAUGCCCCACUGGAUAUACCUUCGAAGAGGGAGACUGUCUAGAGGUAAACGAGUGUCUGUCAGGUUUGUUUUCUUGCCAUGCACAAGCCCAGUGUUUGAAUACUCAAGGAUCGUACGAAUGUAGAUGCUUACCUGGUUAUGCAGGAGAGGGCAUUUUUGCCUGUGCAGACGUGGACGAGUGUCAAUCAAGAUCUCAUUCCUGUCAUGCACAAGCUCAGUGCGUGAACAUACAAGGCUCCUACGAAUGUAGAUGUUUAUUCGGAUAUUUGGGGGAUGGUCGUGCCACAUGUGCAGAUGUGAACGAGUGUCAAACGGGAUUAUAUUCAUGCCAUUCAAACGCUCGGUGUGUUAACACAAUUGGCUCAUAUGUCUGCAUAUGUUUGCCUGGAUAUCAGGGGAAUGGAUGGCGUUAUUGCAAUACUGUAAAAUCAUGCAAGGAGGUAUAUGAUGCAUCCAAAUCAAAUACGAGUAAACUGGUUUCCCUUCAUCUGGGCUCACAACCAACGACAGUUCUCUGUCACAUGAGAGAUUUUGGAUGUGGACAUGGAGGAUGGACGCCAGUCAUGAAGAUUAACGGCAACAAGAGUACCUUUCACUAUGAUUCUGGUUACUGGGGUAAUAAAACUGAAUACAACACUGCUGGAGGGGAGACUGGAUUCGACUCAAAAGAGACCAAGUUGCCUACUUACUGGGACACAUCCUUCUCAAAGAUCUGUCUCGGUAUGAAGAUCGGUGAACAGAUGAAAUUCAUUGUAAUCAAUAUGAAGGCCAGCUCUCUUUACUCAUUGAUCGCUAAGGGGAAGUACCGAAGCACCUCAUUGGGUCGUGACACGUGGAAGAAGCUUAUUGGCUCUGAGGCCUCGUUGCAGUUUGACUGUAACACAGAAGGGUUCAAUGUUAUCUGUGGUGGGUCCGGUUUUUCCAAAGCAAGAAUCGGCAUAGCUACUAACAACCAGAAUCACUGCAAUUCUUGCGACUCCAGGAUUGGGUUUGGUACAGGAGGGCAACCUGAUGACUCCAACACAUGUGGAAACGAGGCUUCGCUUUCAUCAGAUAAUGAAAAUAAACACAUUAAAGCCAUGGGUUACAUUUUGGUGUAUUUAUGCGGAAAGUUUAUUCAAAUGUUAAGAUUGGAUUCAGACAGAUUCAAUAAUAAAUAA
Messenger RNA from Pocillopora verrucosa, 2847 nucleotides. The record is from RefSeq and is a predicted model, not a curated record. Lineage: Eukaryota; Metazoa; Cnidaria; Anthozoa; Scleractinia; Pocilloporidae.